AUGUGCAAUGUGUCAACAUCGCAUCGGCUCGAGUAGUGUGUACUUUGUUGACGAAGCUGAGAGCGGCGGUAGUAGAGUGUGAGCUAAAGUUUGAGUUGAGUGUUUGGUUCAGUGUGAAUUUACUAUUAAAACUAGUUUCUACCAUGGCUGAAAGAGACAAUUCCGUAUGUUUUUUGUUUGAUGUCGAUGGAACGUUAACAGCACCAAGGCAGAGAAUUACAAAGGAAAUGGAAGACUUCAUGAGUGAUCUAAGAAAGAAGGUGCCAGUAUGCCUGGUGGGUGGGUCAGACCAAGCCAAGAUUCUAGAACAAUUGGGCGGUGAAGAAGCCCUCACCCAUUUUGAUUACUUCUUUUCAGAAAACGGUCUUGUAGCCUACAAAAAUGGAGAGCUUCUGGCAAAGACAAGUAUACAAAAGUUUCUCGGUGAAGAACUUCUACAACGGUUCAUUAACUAUGCCCUUGGGUAUUUAGCAAAGCUAGAACUUCCAGUAAAAAGGGGGACGUUCAUUGAAUUUCGUACUGGGAUGAUUAACGUGUGUCCUGUAGGCCGAAGCUGCAGCCAAGCUGAAAGGAUUCAGUUCGCUGAAUUCGAUCAGAAAAACAAAGUAAGAGAGAACAUGGUUGCUGCUAUGAGAAAGGAAUUUGCAGAUACCAAUCUAGUCUUUGCUAUUGGUGGUCAAAUUAGUGUGGACGUCUUUCCAAAAGGCUGGGACAAAACAUACUGCUUGAACUUUAUCGAAAAGGAAUACAAGACAAUUCGGUUCUUUGGUGAUAAAACAAUGCCUGGAGGAAAUGAUCAUGAAAUAUUCGAAGACUCUAGAACAGUUGGAUACACAGUGACUAGUCCUGAAAACACAAGAAAGCAAGUAGCAGAGGUUUUAAACUCAAUAUAAAGGCUAUAAACUAUUUUAAUAAUUAAAGUAGGUUCCAAUAACAUUAUCCAUCUUUCAAGAAAAAACCUUGAAUAUAUCAAGAAAUUUAAGUAAUGUUGAGAUGACAAUAAUUUAUUGGAAAACCAUAUUUUUAAAUCUAUCUGUUAUGACAACCAACAUUCCUAGUAACCAUAGUGAUUGUAACUAUGUUGUUAAAUGUUAAAAUGGAUUGACGAUAAUCACUGAUACAGCAUUGUUAUAUUAACAUGCAUCAAAUUUGUGAUUGUUAUUAGUGUGUAGAAUGUAAUUUUUAAAAUCAGAUAUGGAAAAUAUUAUAAUUUAUGAUGAAAAUAUUUUUUCAUAUGUGUCCAGCUAUCAAUUAUAGAUAUGUCUGUCAGAAUUACCGUAUUUCAAUGCAAAUAUUUAUGAUAUUAAUUAUAAAUAUGAAUAUCUGUACUAGCUUUAUAGCAUAAGAAACAGGCAGCCAUUUUAGAAACUGGUGUAAAAUGAGACACAUUUUAUCAUGCAAACAGCAGUGGCAAAUUCAAAGGGUGGGGGGAGGAAGGGAAGGAGAUUGAGCUGGACCGGGGUCCCCCUAAAUUUUUUAAAAUUAUUUUUAAGAUGGAGAUAAAAGGAAAUAAUCAAAUUUAGGUCUGAGAGUGCCAUUUCCGGCCAUCUAGAGGUGUCAUAAUCAUAAAUUUUCACCAUGGUUUUGGGCCUGAGGUGUUCUACAUUCUCCAUCUGUGAAAGUCCCUCCCUAGACCCCCUCCAUUUUCAAAAUUCCUGGAUUCGGGACUGAACAGUAGAAUAGAAUAACACCCUUUGUCGUUCCAGUGUAAUGAUAAAUAUUAAUAAUUACUUCCGAUCUUAUGGGGUUGAAGUUGUGCUCAAAAUUAUGUGCCUUUUUUGCCAAUUAAUUUUAUUAAUUUUUAACUCUCAAUAUUUUAGUUGUCGUCAUCACCAGCUCAUCAAUUACCAUGUGACAAUAUACUUGCGCAAUUGCCAAGACAUUUGUUCUAAUUUUACUUGUUAAUGAAUUAUCAAGGUUUCUACUCAAAAUUUGUUUUGAUUUUCAAUGGUACUGUUGCAUAUAAAUCAGGUGGUGUUCUAUGUUUUGCCUUUCAUAAAGGCAGAAAAGAUGUUGCCUGUAAGCCACAAUUUGCCCAGCUGUGCAUUACUGUAACAUUAAUAUUAGGUGUAUUAGGUGCUGUUUGUAAAUUGUCCACACUGCUUGGACCAAAGUCAUUUUUGUCUGAAUUCAGGAAAGCAAUAAUUGAUACAAUAGUCUUCAUUCAUAAGUCUAAAAUAAUGGCAUUUACUAUGGGAUGCUUCUAUAAUUUUACCGAACCAUUUGGCAGGCAGACAUCAAGAGGUUUUAAUCAUGGACAGAACUUAUAUUUUCUACCAUUGUUUGUACAAAAGUUCAUUCUAUAAAAUUGAAACUACUGUAGUAAUUAUAUAUAAUUUAGUGAUUUAUCUAUAACAUGACCAUAUCAUUUUUGGUUUAUAUUCCACAUUUUUUCCUGCCUAAAUGUUACACAAAUAGAUUAUUUUUCAUUAAGAAUUUAAGUAUUUUUAAUAUUGUAAUAACCUCUUAAAUUUUAUGGAAUUGUAAUAAUUUGUAUCAAUAUGUAGAUUAAAUUAAUUCAAGUAAUUAAAGUCGUUGAACAAUUGGAA
This is a messenger RNA of Anneissia japonica, 2549 nucleotides long. RefSeq names its product phosphomannomutase 2-like. Gene Ontology annotation, molecular function: phosphomannomutase activity. The coding region runs from base 144 to 893 and encodes 249 amino acids. NCBI's taxonomy places the organism in Eukaryota, Metazoa, Echinodermata, Crinoidea, Comatulida, Comatulidae. Gene Ontology annotation, biological process: protein N-linked glycosylation; mannose metabolic process; GDP-mannose biosynthetic process. Gene Ontology annotation, cellular component: cytosol. The record is from RefSeq and is a predicted model, not a curated record. The transcript is spliced from 7 exons.